This is a messenger RNA of Anarrhichthys ocellatus (wolf-eel), 6198 nucleotides long. Its product is annotated as anoctamin-4. Gene Ontology annotation, cellular component: plasma membrane. Gene Ontology annotation, molecular function: intracellularly calcium-gated chloride channel activity; protein dimerization activity. The record is from RefSeq and is a predicted model, not a curated record. The transcript has 27 exons. NCBI's taxonomy places the organism in Eukaryota, Metazoa, Chordata, Actinopteri, Perciformes, Anarhichadidae. The coding region runs from base 2973 to 5744 and encodes 923 amino acids. Gene Ontology annotation, biological process: chloride transmembrane transport.
CUCAUGCUUGUGUUUUUCUCUCCAGAGAAGAGCUUUCGUUCGUAGCAUCUGCACUGUGACAGAUCCGUCUGUGUGGGGGUGCAUGUGUGUGUAUGUGUGUGUGUGUGUGUGUGUGUGUGUGUGUGUGUGUGUGUGUGUGUGCAGGGAUGUCGGAUCGACGGAUGCGGCGAUGAGGAGUGAGGAGUAAAAAAAGUGGGGAUGCUGGUUUCCCCCCCGCGGGACGUCGUGUUUGUUUGUUUUCCUCAGCGAGGUCAUUCGUGCGUCGGGGCUGGGGAUGGGGAGGGAGGAGGGGUGACCGCCGUGUGUGUGUGUGUGUGCAUGCGCGCCUGUGUGUGGAUAAAAUCCUCUGGCUGCUGCGGCUCUGGUGGGAAGCCACCCCCCCUCCCCCCUCCUCUCCCUCUCCCUCUCUUCCCCUCGGAGGGGUGAAGCUGCCUGUCUACCUCUCUGCACCUUCACAUGGUGAGUGUCAUCAAGUUGUCUUGAAGCCAAGGCAACUUGUUCACCAGAGUGGAUGUUUUUGUUUUUUGUUUUUGCUGCAGUGCUCUCUUUAAUGUGUUGCUGCUUCAUCUCUUUUGCGCACUUUUCCCUGUGACCAUGCAAGCAUUUGACCUUCACACACACUCAUUUUCUCUCCGAGCUGUCCCCCUUUCUCUUGAUUGUGAAUGUCAAUUUUUUUUCAUACACCCUACUUCCUCAUCCUCCGUGCUGCAUCAGUUGUAAGACACAGAAAUGGGUCAUGGCUCAGUUAGGAGUGUGUGUGUGUGUGUGUGUGUGUGUGUGUGUGUGUCGCGACGCAAAAUCUCCACUGCUUGCCGUGCAGGGAGAUCAUGCACACCCUCUUCCGUCCACCCCUGAGGCAUGAUGGGAGCAUCCAGAUGGAACGAACGGUUUCCUCCUCACAAGUGACUGACACUUGAUCCCCUCUGCAACACAUCGCACACACCCACUACCUCUCAUUCGCUCCUUUCCUCCAGCAAUCUUUUAUUCUCCUCUCAGUGUGAGCUGUCAUCUCCAGGCUGAAUUUGUUUUGCGCAAGGAGUGUUUGUUUUUUGUCUCAUAAACUAAAGGGGCAAACAAUAACAAUGAAUGGGGCUUUAUUUAUGAUAAGCAAAUCAAGUAGUUGUUCAUAAAACCCACUUUGAUGUGGCAAUGGUCCCUUGUCUGCUAUAGAUUUUAGAUAUAAUGUCUUGCAGCUUAUAUUGUGGUACUGCAGGCUAAUUGUGUGAGUAAUUAAUAGCCAAACCAAAUGUAUGUUAAAGGUACACUCCACUGAUUUAGUAUCACACUUAAAGUGGGGUCCUUGUGAGAAGCAGAUUUAUUCAUUUAGUUUUUUUAAUAAAAAAUGGUCAAAAGUAUUGGUCAAGUUCUAAAAAACACUGGGUUCUACACUUCCCAUAAUCCAAUUCUAUGACGUCAUCGAAUGUACUUUUUUUGCAGGAUUCUUCGAAUGUCAUGUUUUAUUACGUUACCACCCUAAAAAGAUGGAGAAUAUGGUUUGGUGUCAUUGUGGUUACGUAAAUGUGGUUUAUGGUGCUGUUAGCCAGCCCCAUUAGUACAGGUGCGUGCCUCGCUAGCAGUCUUUUCACUGCAGUGGAAAUGUUAUUUUUGAAAGGCUAAACGCUCAAAAAUAUGGAUUGAAGCAGAAUAUUUCGUUAGAUAAAAUCAAGUUAAUUUUGGAGAUGAUUACAUCUAUUUUUUUCAAUACAUUUUGACUUUUGGACUGAAGAAUGUGACAAUUACAGAGAUGACAACUAAACCCUUAAAUCAGAACGAGAUUAUAUUUGUGAUAAAUAUUGUGCAAGUGUGAAAGCAGCAAUCUCAAACAUCUCACAGUCUAUUUUUUUUUAUUUCCUGUAAUGAUUAGUGGCUUAUACAUAUAUAAAUACUAGCUACAGCCUGAAAGUGAAAUGUGAGUGUAUGAAAUGCUGAUUAUGUAUCUGGCACAUUGAAAUAACAGGCUACUGCUGCACACAUUCAUUUCCAUGAACUACUUGCUCCAAAUACUACUUGUAUCCAAACUAUUAGGUUGAGGAAUUAAAAUUUUUGAUAUACGAUACAUAAAAGUACAUAUUUAGAACUGGGAAUAUCAGUUACCCUUAAUCUAACAUUACUGUAGCUAUUGUUAGCUUUUCGUUAGCUGCCUAGGACUGUUCACCCACAGCUUGUAAGUUGUGUAUAUUGCCUGGUUUUGUAGUCACUAGGCAUUUUGUAGGCACUUCCUGUUACUGAGUUCUGAAGAGAACAGUUAUGUGUGCUGCCAAAAGCCUCAGCACCAUGUGACCUCAAUCGUGGCUUGGGUUACAGAAGUACCAUAGGGCUGUUAAAGUUUGAUGGAUACAUUGUUUGACUGGCCAAUGUCUCGGCACAGCAGCAUGAUGUAGGUUGAUAUUUGAUGUGUCAGUCCUUUGAGGGCCAAUAUUUAUAGUAAGCAAAGUCUCUAACGAGGCCGGCGUUGGACCGCUGCGCAACUUUAUCUCUUGAUAAAUUCUGCCCUGUCUGACCACUGCAGCUCCUGUUUAGAUACCUAAACCCCAGCGCAGUGAAUGGUUUACCACCACUGUGAGUAAAGGAGCAGGACGCUGAGCGCUGAUAUCUCCCCUGGUACGUGUUUCUAUUCACCGCAUCCAUCGGCUCCAAUGUUCCAAAGCAUCAGCGGCUGAUUAAAGAGCCGAGACGCUUCCCCAACCUCUAUCUCUGUCCCCAGUUCUACGCGGCUCAGCAGAAAAAUGUAGCUGAGUCACCAUCGUGUCACAAAUGAAAAUCCAGCGCACGGACCUCCAAGACAGCCACCCACCUCUACUGAAGUCUUCCAACUCUCAAGAGGGACUGAGAGUGUGAGUUUUUCUCUACAUGGGUCUGAGCCCCAUCGGAGGAGCCCCCACCGCCGCAGAGUCCCGCCACAGCCCUCCGCCUCAGGCUACCAGGCAGCGGGCAGACCUCUUGCCUUCCCCUCUUGUGGGGAGGCAGACAUCAUGGAGGAGUCCUCGUCCAAAGCCGAUGACUCCAGCACUCAGGACGAUGUGCCUCCCCUCGUUGUGAAGGAUGUCAACGUGCUGCUUGAGAGAGAAAGGUCAGAGGGCAUCAGCAGCCCAUCCAGAGACGACGACUCCACCCUGUUCAACCAGGGAACCAACAGCAGCAUCCUCGACGACAACACAAAGCCGGACUCUGGCGUCCGGGAGGGGAGGAGUAAGUCCAGCGGCCUUUGCUUCAGCGAUGGAAAGAGUCGCAUUGACUACAUCCUGGUUUACAGGAAGACCAGCUCGCAGUCAGAGAAGAGGGAGAUAUUUGAGCGGAACAUCCGUGCGGAGGGCCUACAGAUGGAAAAGGAGGCCUCUUUGACAAACAGUGACGUGAUUUUUCUGAAGCUUCAUGCACCAUGGGACGUCCUCUGUCGCUACGCAGAGCUCAUGAACAUUCGCAUGCCCUUCAGGAGGAAAAUCCUUUUCAUGCACCGACGGCAGAAGUUCAUGAGCAGGAUGGAGAAGCGCAUCAACAAGUUUCGCGGCUGGCUGCCCCGCAAGCCCAUGAAGUUUGACAACACUGCUCUGCCCGACCUGGAGGAGAACGAGAGCUUUACCGCCCCCUUCAGUCGAUCAAGGAUACACCAUUUCAUCAUCCACAACAAAGACACUUUUUUCAGCAACGCUACCAGAAGUCGCAUCGCUCACCACAUCCUCCAGCGGGUCAAAUAUGAGGAGGGUAAAAAUAAGAUGGGGCUUAAUCGUCUUUUGAGCAAUAGUUCAUAUGAGGCAGCGUUCCCUCUUCACGAGGGGAGCUACCACAGCAAAAACUCUAUCAGAACGCACGGAGCAGAGAACCACCGGCACCUGCUGUACGAAUGUUGGGCCUGGUGGGGGGUUUGGUACAAGUACCAACCACUGGACCUCAUCAGGAGGUAUUUUGGGGAGAAGAUCGGUCUGUACUUCGCCUGGCUCGGCUGGUACACAGGGAUGCUGUUUCCUGCAGCUCUGGUCGGCCUCUUGGUGUUCCUGUAUGGCCUCUUCACUCUGGAGCACUGCCAGGUCAGUAAAGAAAUCUGCCAGGCUACUGACAUCAUCAUGUGCCCCAUCUGUGACCAGUACUGCCCCUACCUGAGACUGUCAGACAGCUGUAUCUACGCCAAGGUCACCCAUCUUUUUGACAAUGGAGCAACUGUUUUCUUCGCUGUAUUCAUGGCUGUUUGGGCAACAGUCUUCCUGGAGUUUUGGAAGAGGCGCAGGGCUGUCCUCGCAUACGACUGGGACCUCAUCGACUGGGAGGAAGAGGAGGAUGAGCUACGCCCCCAGUUUGAGGCCAAAUACUCCAAGAAGGAGAGGACGAACCCCAUAUCUGGAAAGCCUGAACCUCACCAGGCUUUCAGCGACAAAUACAGUCGCCUCAUCAUCUCAGCGUCCGGGAUCUUCUUCAUGAUUCUGGUGGUGAUUGCCGCCGUGUUUGGCAUCGUCAUAUACCGCGUCAUCACCGUCAGCACCUUCGCCGCCUUCGACUGGGCCCUCAUCAGGAACAACUCUCAGGUGGCGACCACCGGAACGGCAGUGUGCAUCAACUUCUGCAUGAUCAUGCUCCUCAAUGUGCUCUAUGAGAAGGUUGCUCUUCUCCUCACUAAUUUAGAACAGCCAAGGACAGAGUCAGAGUGGGAGAACAGCUUUACCCUCAAGAUGUUCCUUUUUCAGUUCGUCAACCUCAACAGUUCAACUUUCUACAUCGCCUUCUUCUUGGGAAGAUUUACAGGCCGACCCGGUGCUUAUCUACGCCUCAUCAAUCGCUGGAAACUGGAAGAAUGCCACCCCAGUGGCUGUCUCAUUGACCUCUGUAUGCAGAUGGGGAUCAUCAUGGUGCUAAAACAGACCUGGAACAAUUUCAUGGAGCUCGGCUACCCGCUGAUCCAGAACUGGUGGACACGGCGGAGGCUGCGGAGAGAGCACAGACAGAAAGCCAAGGCCAGCUUCCCCCAGUGGGAGAGGGAUUACAACCUGCAGCCAAUGAAUGCCUAUGGACUCUUUGAUGAAUACUUAGAAAUGAUUCUACAGUUUGGCUUCACCACCAUCUUUGUAGCCGCUUUCCCUCUGGCCCCUCUCUUAGCGCUGCUGAACAACGUCAUCGAGAUUCGUUUAGACGCCUACAAGUUCGUCACACAGUGGCGGCGACCUCUGCCCUCACAAGCCAAAGACAUAGGGAUCUGGUACGGCAUUCUGGAGGGCAUCAGCAUCUUGUCUGUCAUCACCAACGCCUUUGUCAUUGCUGUUACCUCAGACUUUAUCCCUCGCCUUGUUUACGCCUACAAGUACGGACCUUGUGCUGGUCAGGGUCGAGCAGGGGAGGGGUGUAUGAUCGGUUACGUCAACGCCAGUCUCUCAGUGUUUAAGGUGUCUGACUUUGAGACGAGAUCAGAGCCUAUGACUAAUGGCUCCGAGCUGUUUGGAGAAGCUGUUAAGCAUUGUAGGUAUCGGGACUACAGGGAACCUCCAGACACUGCUGAGCCCUACUCAUACACUCUACAGUUCUGGCACGUCCUGGCAGCCCGGCUAGCAUUCAUCAUCGUUUUUGAGCACAUGGUCUUUGCCAUCAAGACCCUGAUCGCGUACCUGAUCCCCGACCUCCCCAAGGACCUGCGGGACAGAAUGCGCAGAGAGAAAUACCUGAUCCAGGAGAUGAUGUAUGAGGCCGAGUUAGAGAGACUGCAGAGGGAGAAAAACGAGAAGAAGAAGAAAUACAGGGCCCAUCACAAGGAAUGGCCCUGAAAUGCACCAAAUGGUUAUCGGCUGGUGUUCGGUUUUUCCACUGCACAGUAGAGGAAGGAGAGGAGCGCUGGGGUUCCUGCAUGAUACUGGACCCUCAUAUCUUCCUCCUGCCGUGUCAGUCCAGCGCCCCCUAGCGGACAGUUGAUGAACUGCCCCACCCAGUAACCACAGGGCCCGUGUGUCCGCAUUCAGUACGGACGUCCUCUCGAACAGUUUGGCAGUGGGUUUUGCUACCUUUUCUUUUUUUUUCUCCAGAUUCUACCACUUUGGACUCUCAACAGCGUAUGUCUUCAGACCCUGAAUGUAGAUUUCAAGCAAGACUACACUUUUACAGAUGUCUCGUUUUGGACGAGAGAAAUGACUCUACUGGGCUUACUGAAUGACAAACCCUGUUUACAUGUCUCCUUCUUUGAGGGGUUCACGUAUUGAUUUAUUGUAAAUAAAGAUAUUUAAA